AUGAGUAAGCAACAACAGUUUACAAGACUCCCGACCGAGAGCAAUUCGUCUGUCUCUCAAACACCUGCUAUACCAAUGCAAGCCAUCACACCUCAAACUCAAGCUCCUAGAUUGAGUCUAAACGCUAGUGUCGAUUCGCAACCUCACAUUGUUCAUUUCACCUCGUUGUCUCCAAUUCAUAGAACCUCGAUUUCUGGCGUUGUCUUAGAAGAAGAAUGGCCUCUUACAGAAAUUCCACAAGAAUUGAGAGAAGCAGGUGGUACCUAUGAAUCAUCCUCCGCGAAUAAUACCGAAGCAAAUUCAAUGCGUACGGAUUGGAAAAGGAGCUUAUUUUUGUUAUUGGAAGAUCCUUCCUCAAGUAAAGCCGCGUUUAUGGUCAACGUUUUUGUCUCAUUUUCUAUAAUAUUAAGUGCUGUGUUGACCACUGUUGAGACAAUACCUUCAUUUAGGUUAACAUCUAGCUCCGUUUGGUAA
This is a messenger RNA of Racocetra fulgida, 474 nucleotides long. NCBI's taxonomy places the organism in Eukaryota, Fungi, Glomeromycota, Glomeromycetes, Diversisporales, Gigasporaceae. The record is from the annotation of a GenBank genome assembly.